AGUGAGUGAUAUGCCUGUCCCUUUUUAAUCCUGUAACUUCAUUUACUUCUCUGUAGCACUUGGUAUGAAAUUUAACAAAUUGUACUGAUGGGUUUCCCAGUUAAGCAGGGGUAGCUGCACAACAGAGGUGGUAUAGUACUGCAAGUAUCCCCACAUCUUGGAAGGAUAUAUAUGGGUACCAGGAAGAAUCCUGAAGCUAUGAAUCCAGAGCAUGGGGACGAAACAGUGGAUAAGACUACUCCAAGUCCAACUCCAAUUUUUGAUCUACCAUAAGAUUCAGAACACAAGGCUAAGAAAUUCAAGCCUUUUUCAAUAGCUAAACCCCAUAUGAGAGCCUUCUACAUAUCCUGGAUCUCCUACUUCACCUGCUUUCUUUCCACGUUCACUUCUCCCCGUCUGAUGCCUGUCAUCAGAGACAAUCUCAAUCUCACCAAGAGGGACAUAUGAAAUGUCAUUGGAGAUAGUGACUGGAAUGACAGGAAGGGAGCAACUUGGGAUCAAUGGUAGCAGAGCUUCUGUUAUUCCUCAACUCCAAUUAUUCCACUGAUACUGGAAUCAGCUUGAUGGGUGUCAAGAUCAUUACAUGCACAUUGCUACAGUUGGGGUUGAAUUUAUCAGUGAGGAGGAAAGUUUUGGCCACUUUUCAAGCUUGAAAAUGCUAGAGGAGAAGUAUUAUGGAUCGGAAUAGUCUGACAUUGAAAAGCAACUAGCAAUGGACGGCAUUAGCAUAAAAUUUGCUGACAACAGUUGCAGUGAAAGAGGAAAAAAUUCAAGUCUACCUUCUGCCCCAACUCCAACAGAUAGGACCCUAAAUUUGCUGACAACAGUCGCAGUGAAAGAGGAAAAAGUUCAAGUCUACCUUCUGCCCCAACUCCAACAGAUAGGACCCCUCAACAAGGGUUGUCUGGCAUGCUGUCAAAAAUUAAAGAGUUUGGGUAAGGCAAAAGACAAUUUGUCAAAGGUGGUCUGGCAUGCCAUCAACAACUACAGGGUUUGGAUCUUGGCUCUUACCUAUGGAUACUGUUUUGGAGUAGAACUUACUAUAGACAAUGUGAUUGCACAGUAUUACUUUGACAGAUUUGAUUUAAAUCUUCACACCGGGGGCAUAAUUGCAUCUACAUUUGGGCUUGCCAAUUUAGUAACCCGUCCAUUUUGGGGAGUACUGUCUGAUAUUGUAGCGCGUGGGUAUGGCAUGAGAGGAAGAAUAUGGGCUCUCUGGAUUGUUCAGACUCUGGGUGGAGUUUUCUGUGUUUGGUUAGGAAAAGCAAAUUCACUGAACCUCUCCACUACAGACAUGCUGAUCUUCUCCAUGUUUGUGCAAGCAUCUUUCAGUCUGACCUUUGGAAUACCUAGUUCCUUUUCUUCUUGUAUAUAUAAUUGCAUGUCAUUGGGGAUAGUGACUGGAAUGACAGGAGCAGGGGGCAACUUAGGAUUAAUGGUAACACAGCUUUUGUUCUUCCUUAACUCCAUCUAUUCUACUGAGGCUCAAAUCAGCUUGAUGGGUUUCAUGAUUAUUGCCUGCACGUUGCUACUGUUGGGGUUGUAUUUUCCACAGUGGGAAGGAAUAGUUUGUCCACCUUCCAAAUCUGAGAAUGCUAGUAAGGAGAAGUAUUAUGGAUCAGAUUUGUCUGAAACUGAAAAGCAACUAUAAAUGGACAAAAUUAUCAUAAAAGUUGCUGACAAUAGUCACAGUGAAAGAGAAAAAAGUUCAAGUCUGGUUUCUGCCCCAACUCUAAGAGAGGGGACCCCUCAACAUAGGUAA
Molecule: messenger RNA, 1762 nt
Organism: Cryptomeria japonica (Japanese cedar)
Lineage: Eukaryota; Viridiplantae; Streptophyta; Pinopsida; Cupressales; Cupressaceae
Product: high affinity nitrate transporter 2.6
Exons: 5
Molecular function (GO): nitrate transmembrane transporter activity
Source: RefSeq, a predicted model, not a curated record